Molecule: messenger RNA, 1546 nt
Organism: Puntigrus tetrazona (Sumatra barb)
Lineage: Eukaryota; Metazoa; Chordata; Actinopteri; Cypriniformes; Cyprinidae
Gene: ficd
Product: FIC domain protein adenylyltransferase
Exons: 3
Coding region: 160-1509 (449 amino acids)
Molecular function (GO): protein binding
Source: RefSeq, a predicted model, not a curated record
CAUUUCCGUUUGGCGGAAGUUGACGUUGCUAACGUCAGUGAAAACAUUACUGAUCAUAUCCAGUAUUUAUAGCGGGAAUAAAACGUCAUUAACCGCUAAGGCUUUCGGAUAGUUUCUUGCCAGCAUGUUGGGCAUGUGUCCUGUGGGGUCGCGUGAUUGAUGGCGGCUCUGGCAGUUUUCCGUCACGCCUGCAGCGGCCCUCUUCUCUGGGGCUGGGGACCUGUUCUGUUCGGCCUGCUGGGGUCCGUAUUCGUUCUGCUGCUGCCUUUAGCAGGGAUAGAGGACCAAUGCUGUGCCUCACUGAAGGGUCUCGCUCUUCUGCGCUGCCAGCUGUGGGGGGGUGUCCAGCGGCCUGUGGUGCACACCACCAGCCUGACUGUCCCUUUCACUGCAUUAGACCUCCUGCCACAGAAAGUCAAGCCCAGUAAAGAGACUCAACUAGAGGCAAAAGCGGCUCUCCAGCAGGCUUUGGAGAUGAAGAAAAAUGGCAAGAGGGAGAAAGCUCAUAAGCUGCUCAUCCACGCGCUCAACAUGAACCCAGAGUUUGUGGAGGCACUUACUGAAUUAGGAACCAUACUGGAGGAGGAAAAAGACGUGGUCCAGGCAGACCACCUUUACACCAAGGCCCUGGCCAUCUCACCCUGCAACGAGAAGGCUCUGGUGAGCAGGGACCGCACGCUUCCUCUAGUAGAGGAGAUAGAUCAGCGCCACUUCGGAAUCAUCGAUGGAAAGGUACGGCGUCUCAUGUCCAUACCCAAAGGCAACUCUGCUCUGCGGCGGGUCAUGGAGGAGACCUACUACCAUCACAUUUACCACACCGUGGCUAUCGAAGGCAACACGCUCACUCUGUCCGAGAUUCGCCACAUCAUCGAAACCAGAUAUGCCGUUCCAGGAAAGAGCCUUCAAGAACAGAACGAGGCAAUCGGCGUUGACGUGGCCAUGAAGUACAUCAACACCACCCUUCUGUCCCGCGCCGGAGCCAUCACCGUAAACGACAUCCUAGAGAUACACCGACGUGUCCUAGGCUACGCCGAUCCCGUGGAAGCGGGCCGAUUCCGUGCCAGCCAGGUGUUUGUGGGCCAUCACAUCCCCCCGCACCCGCAGGACUUAGACAGGCACAUGCACGAGUUGGCGCAGUGGCUGAACUCCGAGGAAGCGCUGCAUCUCCACCCGGUCGAGUUCGCAGCUCUCGCGCACUAUAAACUGGUUUACGUGCAUCCGUUCGUGGAUGGGAACGGACGGACGUCUCGCCUGCUCAUGAAUUUAAUUCUGAUGCAAGCUAGUUUUCCGCCAAUCACCAUUCGGAAGGAGCAGAGGGCGGAGUAUUACGCCGCCCUGGACACUGCCAACGAGGGCGACGUGAGGCCCUUCAUUCGCUUUAUUGCGAAAUGCACAGAGAUCACGCUUGAUACGCUGCUGAUAGCCACAAGUGAGCAUGCAGUGGGGCUGCCCGGGGCUAGUCAUCCCGCUUGUCCUGACUGUAAACACACCAUACCUGUGCAUAGCUGAUAAGAUGCGGAAGUGUGUUUCCGCCACUAAAUAAAAA